This is a messenger RNA of Schistosoma turkestanicum, 606 nucleotides long. The record is from the annotation of a GenBank genome assembly. NCBI's taxonomy places the organism in Eukaryota, Metazoa, Platyhelminthes, Trematoda, Strigeidida, Schistosomatidae.
GCUUUAUUGCGUCGUUUAAUUGAGACAUCCUUGUUCCAAUGGUCAAACAUUAAAAUUUUGUCAGGACGUUGAAAACUGCUAUUGAUUUUAUUGCUGCCUCAAUAUUUAUUGAGCUGGAGAGAGGAGUGGAUACAUUUCUACUGCAAUAUAGAAAUGCCAGACAUUCGGUUACGAAAUAGACUCCAUCAAAGCUAUUAAUGGAAGAAUUCUUCGGUCGAAUAUGAGAUGUUUGGAGUCUGCAGAAGUUACAUAUUAUCGUGGCAACGAUCUUCGACCAUCCACGGGGAUCGUUCUGAAGAAUGUCGGGAAAUCUAUGGUGCGACUUCUAGAUAUCAAUGACUUAAGUACACACAAUCGACAUGCUGAUCAAAUACAAUUCCAGGAACCAAGUGAGUCUGCUCCAAUUUUGGUUUUUAAUUCUAAUACUAAUGAGUGCAUUAUAGAUAAUACAGAGUCUUUAUCCAAUACACUGUCGGACAGACGCAGGAUGAACUUGAGAAGAAGACGUACAAUUGAUUACAGACACUUGGAUUCCAAUUUAAGCUGUGGUGGUUGUGGUUUUUGAAUGAACUAGUGACUUCUUGGUUGUUGAAUGCCUGAUUUCGA